UGGUGCUGAUGGCAGAGGAAAGCCUUGCCAGUGGAAGCCUAGGGUAGGAAAGGGAAGAGUCUAGGUGGCAGCGGUUGGCUCACUGGCAGGGAAGUCUGCAAGGACUGUGGUGAAAAGUCUGUCUGGUAAAAGACGCUACAUGGCAGAAUCAUUGUGGAUCUGAAAAGCAGUUUGGAGGACUGGAUCCAGGGGUGUUGCGCAAAGCAGCUGGCAAAGGGGACAUCUUAUGCCAACCGCCACCAUAAACCAGAUGGAAGAGACAUACAGUGGGGACAGCUAUUGGUACCAUGAGGACACCCUCAACGCCACAGUGUCUAACUCCACCAGUGCCUUCCAGUCCCCCUUCUCCCCCCUGAUGGAUAAUGCCAUAAGCUGCAUCACCAUCAUCAUCCUCUUCAUCACCAUGGUCUCUUUGGGCUGCACCAUGGAGAUCUCCAAGAUUAAAGUCCACAUACUGAAGCCCAAGGGGGUGGCCAUCGCUGUGGUGGCCCAGUAUGGCAUCAUGCCGCUCACAGCCUUUGCACUGGCCAAAGCCUUCCAGCUCAGCUCCAUUGAGUCCAUUACAGUGCUUAUCUGUGGCUGCUGCCCAGGAGGAAACCUGUCCAACAUCUUUGCCCUGGCACUCAAGGGGGACAUGAACCUCAGUAUCGUCAUGACGACUUGCUCCACGGUGCUGGCUCUGGGCAUGAUGCCGCUGCUGCUCUACCUGUACUGUCAGGGCCUGGCCAACGUGGAGAACGCAGUUCCUUACGGCGGGAUCACCAUCGCUCUCGCCAUGACGCUGGUACCCUGCGCCAUCGGGGUCUUCCUCAAUGCCAGGGCGCCGCAAUACUCCAAGAUCAUCAUCCGGGCUGGAAUGAGCAUUCUGCUGCUGGCCUCAGUGGCGAUAGCCGUCCUCUCAGGCAUGGUGAUUGGAAGCACGAUCUGGAGUGUCCUGUCUCCCACUCUGAUCGGCACAGCCGCUUUCAUGCCGCUCGCCGGGUACCUGUUCGGCUACAUUCUCUCCAGCCUCUUCCGUCUCAAUGAGAAGUGCAAAAGGACGGUCUCCAUGGAGACAGGCUGCCAAAAUAUCCAGCUGUGCUCUACUAUUCUGAAAGUGGCUUUCCCAGCUGAGGUCAUCGGACCCCUGUACCUGUUCCCUCUCAUCUACAUCCUGUUCCAGGCUGGAGAGGCCCUGCUUUUCAUCAUUCUCUUCAGAUGUUACGAAAGGAUGAGGCCACAAGCAGACGAUUCUGCUAAGAUUGUGUAUGUAGCUGUGGACAGUAAAGUGGACGAAGUGAAGCUGCCGUAGACCCGUGCUACACCGAUAAGUGUCCGACGCCUGCAUGCCUCUGCCCUUUUCAACUGGAAACGCUGCUAUUAAUGAUAAGAACCAUGAGGGGAGGAAGUGUGCUUCAAUCAGACAAGUCCUCCUCUUCACUGUAUCAAGAGUGAUAGUCUGUUGAACAUAACUUGACAGAGGUGUUCAAUUCACCGAGCUUGGGGUAUGUUCAUUUCAAUGCAGCCAGAGCAGUAUAUCAUUUAAAGAAACCUUUCAAAAAAUGGGACUGAUUUGUCACUAGCUGGGUUUUUUUGUUGGUGUAUAAUGUCUCAGGUAAUCUUGCUACUGAACUGUCACACAACCAGUGCUAGUAUGAACUGCAGAUGUAUUUCCUGACUGGAAGAUAGACAGGGGUGAGGUAAAAAAUGAAGGAAUCAUUUAUUGCACUAAAGAAUGGAACUUACAGUAUCACAACUAUUUGGCAAUAAAGGACAAGAGAUGUAGAUGGUAAAAAUGUGCAUUCAAACUUAAUAUCUGAUGUUUAGAAUGUUUAGAUGCAGACUGUGUUUUUAACUAAUGCCAAAUACAUCACUAACACUUUCUUUAUUAUUGUUAUAUUAUCAAUACUUUAAAUAAAGGACAAUACUAAAAUCACAACUGUAACUGAAAUGAAAGGAGUUGAAAUUAAAAAGGUACCCAUGGCCCAACACACAUCCUAAAUGCACUGCCUGGCAACUUUAUUUGGACCUGUACAUAACUGAGUUAGGCCACCAUUUGACUCAUCGCAGCAGACUCCACAAGGUGCUGGAAUCAAUUCCAUCAUUAACACUUCACACAAAUGGAGCAGAGUUGGAAGCAAAGGAUUGUGACAAAUAUUCGUUCAAAUUCACCCCAAGAAUGCUUAAUUGGAUUGAGACCCAGGGAUUGCAGUGGCCACGGAAGUUGCCUGAAGUAUUUAUCAUGCACCUAAAACAAUUCAUACACAAUUUUGCAUCUGAGAAGGCCACUGCAUUAUCAGCUUGAACAUAGCCAUCAGGGUAUAAGUAUCAGUGCAGCAUUGUUGGCUGGAUUGUAUCUACGACGAUGCUUAACUGGGGUAUACCAGGAGAACAUGCCCCUCACCUGGACAAUGCCAUAUCCAGUUACAGCUCCCAAUACCAUGGCUAAGAUGUGUAUGUAUAAUACAGCCUAUAAACAAGCUAGCGUUUAGAAGAGUAAACCCACAUUUAAAUGCUCAAAAAAAUUCAAGAUUCGAUACAAGGAUUUCUUUCUCAAAAUUGUCACAUUGCACCCCGUAAAAAUAACAUCCAGCAAAAACCAUAACCAAGGUAUUGUUUGGGAUAACCGAUGUUUUCUGCCAUUAUGUGCAGUUAUUGGAAAAGUGAAAAUAUCAGCCUGUUAAAGCAGCUUUUUGUUCCAAAUUUCAUGGAGUAGUAAAGACACUAAAGCAUUGGUCUUCAAAGCUGACACACCAAUAUGUAAAACAUGAAAAGGGGAGUUUAAAUUAUUACAAUCUUCUAAUGAACCCUGGAGUGUCUGCUUGGUGGCAUUUGUAAAUAUGUAUUUGAGUAUCAUUUUAUUUUACAUUUUGGAAUAAACUAUUCGUAGCAAGAGUGAGGAUGAUUCCCCCUUAAAAGAUGAUAGCCCGGUCUCCUCCAAAUCUUACUGGAUUAGCCCACAUCAAAAGCACCUGGAAACAAAAAGUGCAAGCCAGAGCAGAAAAAUAAUUUUAAAAAGUUUUAAACUUUGGCUUGUGCAACAUAUUUAUAAGCAAACAAACUAAACAUACAUCGUUCUAGCUCAAGUUGACCCUCCUUGUGUGGGUGAUGUAGAAAACAUGGUGGCAAUGCCUACAUGGUGAGAAUGUUUCUAUAGGGUGUGGAAAAGCCAGAUUUCUGGUCUUCACCCCCACCCCAUGUAGGGAAUGACCAGGACAAAACAUGUAAAAGCUUGUCAUAAGCAGUCAAUCACCCCUCCUUGGUCGACUUGAGCUGGAAUCAGCCUAAAUGUAUUCAGCAGUGUGUCAGUACUAAACCAUUGUUGAGUAACAAGUACUCUGGCAGUGAUUGCAGCAUCUUUUACCAGAACUCUUUAGGUUUGGGACAGCAGUUCAAGGUUGCAAACAUGCAAGAACUUAACAAAUGCCAGACAUUUAAAUGCAUUUGUUGGUUAUUUUCCAUGAUUAUCUGCGAGAUGCAAAAUACACAAGAGAAGUUUUAAUCUAAAAACUUGACUAGUGAAAAGCAGUUAACCAAAGUGGGUGAAACUGUGAACGUAGUCUAGCUUUCUGGAGCCAAACACUCUAGGAAGUCAACAAAGCUUCAAUUCACGACACUGUAAUUAGUAAAGCUUUAUGUAUUUAUUUGAAAGUGGUGCACACAAAUAAUUUACAAUGCUGAUCUGAACAUUUCUCCCAAAGAUCCCGCUGAAAUCUAUUUUUAUCUUUAUUAAAAUACACACCAAUACUAAACUGUGUGGACUCUGAACCAAUCCUUUAAUACAAAAAUUAAAAGGUAUUUUAUACCAGGGGUGUCCAAUCCUCAUCCUGGAUGGCCAGUGUCCCUUCUGGUUUUUGGGACAACUGUCCUAAAUUACUUAAUUGGACCGACUAUUGUUCCAAGUAAGCAAUUUAGGGCACAGUGUAAACAAAAACCAGGAGGGGCACCGGCCCACCAGGACCAGAAUUGGGAACCCCUGUUUUAUACCUCUUCCAAGGUGAAUUUUUUUUUUUUUUUUUAAAUGCACCCACCAA
Molecule: messenger RNA, 4013 nt
Organism: Polyodon spathula (Mississippi paddlefish)
Lineage: Eukaryota; Metazoa; Chordata; Actinopteri; Acipenseriformes; Polyodontidae
Gene: slc10a1
Product: solute carrier family 10 member 1
Exons: 6
Coding region: 227-1291 (354 amino acids)
Biological process (GO): bile acid and bile salt transport
Cellular component (GO): membrane
Molecular function (GO): bile acid:sodium symporter activity
Source: RefSeq, a predicted model, not a curated record